Mercurialis annua (annual mercury) is the source of this 1055-nucleotide messenger RNA. RefSeq lists its product as uncharacterized. The record is from RefSeq and is a predicted model, not a curated record. Lineage: Eukaryota; Viridiplantae; Streptophyta; Magnoliopsida; Malpighiales; Euphorbiaceae. Bases 68 to 928 code for a protein of 286 amino acids. Gene Ontology annotation, molecular function: cysteine-type peptidase activity. The transcript is spliced from 3 exons. Gene Ontology annotation, biological process: proteolysis.
UCGGUAAUUUAAUGUUAUUAUUGUUUAUUUAUGUUUUAUUUAUGCAUCUCUAUUUUUUAACUUUUAUAUGUUUUUUUUUAGUUGUUUUGCUGGUAGAUCAGGUGUUGUCAAUCCUCCGCUUGAUCUUGGGUGUGAUUUACUGUCAAAAAAGAGUUUUUUUCAUACUUUGAAUUAUGUUGGUGGCGAACUUUCUACCAAUCAUAUCGACAUCAUCUUUUAUUACUUGAGAAAGAAGCGUCAAUUGCUGAAUAUUACUAAGUCAAACUUCUCAACCACUGAUACCAUCUUCAGUCAGGUUUUACAUGCAGAAUAUCAUUCUUUUUUGACAUCUGGGUUGGCUGAAAUUAAAGUUUGUGCUGGAAAUACUAUUCUGGAAUACUAUUUGGGUAAAGGAUGCAGAUAUGGUAAGACUUUAGUGGAUGACCUUCUUUUCCCUGUGAUUGUUUUGGAUCCAAACCAUUGGAUUCUCGCGCGGGUUAAUUUUGAAGAGUGUAAGGUCUAUGUUUACAAUUCCAUGAGGGAUGAGACGAUGGAUGCGACUGUGGCAAGUUAUAUGAAGUGUUUUAGUGACUAUCUUCCAAAGUAUUUGAAAAAGUUUGAUUUUUAUUCGAUGAGGAAUAGUCAGGCAUCAUUUGCUCUGUGUUCUAGUUUUGACAGCAGAUACAAUCCAUUUACUGUUGUAAAUGUUGCUGAUUUGCCAAUUCAAAGCAAUAGUGAUUGUGGAGCAUUUGUCUGUUUAUUUGCGGAGUAUUUCAUUGAUUCGAAGCCUAUUCCCCCAACAUUUUCUGGACAUAAAAUGGAAUUGUACCGUAACUGGCUUACUCAAGAUUUGGUUAAAUAUGGGAGGUGGAAGAUUGAAAAGGGGUAUUCAAGUAAUGCUGAAGGAACUGUCAAACUUCGACGAGAAUUGAGGAAGAAGAAAACCUAAAAUAGUUUUUUAUAAUGUUUGAACUGAUGUGUUGUUUUUAUGUUUAGUAUUUUUUUUUUAUUUUUAGGAUGGUUUUAAUUUGUAUUAGACCUACUUAUGUUGUUCCUUUAUAUUGUUUUAAGUACAU